GGGCACUGUACAGCUGAAGAAAUGAGAAUCUCUCGACGAUCGUAGCGAGAUCUGCGUGAUUACAAUCUUUCGCAAGAUAAAACAUGGCUGAGAAUAGACCGACAGAAGAGACGACAAGUGGACAUUGUGACCCAAGGAUGCCACUUAUAUCGACGUCAAAUGAAAAUAGACAAGUUCAGGACUCGCCAAGUAGUACUAGGUACACAUUGGCAAGUAUAAGCUCUGAAACGGCAUUUAACUUUGGUGUCAGAACAGCAGAACGUUCAAGAAUAUUUGCGGGUAACAUCUCCUCCACUAUUCGUCCUCUUAUACAGGCAGCGCCUAACUUAUCGUUGACGUCGCUCCUAGCCAUUCAUGGACUCCGGAAUCAAGUCCAUCCAGCUGCGUUACCAAACGACAGCUACGUAAUCAAUUUAGAGGAUCCUGUAAAUGAUACGAAUUCUCACGAUGAAUCUGUGCACAACCAUCAUCAUCACCAUCAUCACAUAGCAUCAACAAUGCCAAACAAUUUUUCAAAUAACACGCAUGAAACCGCGAAUGAAGUAGUCGAAAAUCAUAAUAAUAAUGCCUCAGAAAAUACCAUCAAUGGCAACGUCCAGAUAGGUCCGGAAGCUCGGGCAAUGCUGAAACAGCUUCAACAAUACGUUCCUUUCGUCACCAUUCUUCUCGCCAAGGGUCUCUAUGAUCAUCGAGCCGGAAUAGUCACGUUUGUUGUACUGCUUAUUACGUUCUUUCACGCCAAUAAUGGCCUCAAACGUGAAAUCGCUAAACAGCACAACCGGAGUUGGUCGUUGCUCAUGCUGAUUCUAUGCUACAUCACUGCGUGCAUUGUGUUCGUCGUAUAUACGUUUAAUUUGUACACUCUCGUUCCCUAUGCCGAACCACUCACGAUCUGGGAAUUACUUUGUUACGUCACGGUGAUGGACUUCUUCCUUAAACUCAUCACCAUCAUUUGCAAAGUUCUUUUGACUUGUCUACCGGUACGAUUAUUAGCAUUCCAGAAUCGGGGAAAAUAUUAUCUUAUGGUGGAAGCGACGUCACAACUUUAUCGAUGCGUCGCACCUGUUCAACCGUGGUUAUACUAUCUGCUUGAAACGUAUCAAGGUCAAGAGAAAAUCGUGGGAAUUUUCUUCUCAAUAAUGUAUACAAUGAGCAAGGGUAAUGAUCUCUUGUCGCGUCUAAAAUUGUUUCGCACCGCUGUAUGGAAACUGUUCCAAAAUGUAAGUCUUGGAGUAUCUCCGUCGAAGGAACAGCUAAUUGCCUCCGGCGGUAUAUGUGCCAUUUGUCAUGAAGAAUAUACUACACCGGUUAGACUUCAUUGUAAGCAUAUUUUUUGUGAGACAUGCGUCUCGACAUGGCUCGACAGAGAACGAUCGUGUCCUCUGUGUCGCGCGUCCAUCACGGAUGAUCCGAUUUAUCGGGAUGGUCAUACAACACACUUCAUUCAAUUGUAUUGAUUCCGUCAAUUAUCAUCUCUUUAGAGAUAAUAAUUUUUUGUACAGUUUUUUAUUAUUAGGUAAAAAAAAAAUAAGAGGUUCUGUUAACAGCAACCGUGUUUUCCAUUAUUUAUCGUAAUCGAAUAAUCCUCAAACUUUUAUAUCUUCUGAAUUAUUUUAUGAGACGAAACUAUAAUAAUAUUGAAAUAAUAAAUAAUAUACUAUUUUUUAGUAAAACUAAAUGCAUUGAUAAGAUGCCUAGAUUGAAACAUUGUACACGUUUGGACAUGUAAAAUAUGAUGUACAUAAAUGAUUAUAUUUAGGAAUUUUAGCGUUAAUGUGGAGGAAACCGUGAUAGGAAAGGCCAAGAACUGAGAAAAUUUAUUUUUUUUUUUACAAAAAUCUUU
Messenger RNA from Trachymyrmex cornetzi, 1843 nucleotides. It is a transcript of the gene Rnft2, whose product is annotated as ring finger protein, transmembrane 2. Gene Ontology annotation, molecular function: calcium ion binding; ubiquitin protein ligase activity. The coding region runs from base 84 to 1457 and encodes 457 amino acids. The transcript has 5 exons. The record is from RefSeq and is a predicted model, not a curated record. Gene Ontology annotation, biological process: positive regulation of ERAD pathway. NCBI's taxonomy places the organism in Eukaryota, Metazoa, Arthropoda, Insecta, Hymenoptera, Formicidae.